Molecule: messenger RNA, 1271 nt
Organism: Etheostoma cragini (Arkansas darter)
Lineage: Eukaryota; Metazoa; Chordata; Actinopteri; Perciformes; Percidae
Product: GPI-linked NAD(P)(+)--arginine ADP-ribosyltransferase 1
Exons: 4
Coding region: 234-1103 (289 amino acids)
Molecular function (GO): NAD+ poly-ADP-ribosyltransferase activity; NAD+-protein-arginine ADP-ribosyltransferase activity
Source: RefSeq, a predicted model, not a curated record
AAAAUCAACAAAUCAGCAAAAGCUAACUAGUAGCUCCAGCAGAACAGAUGACUUGACAUCAGGGCUCCUAAUAGCAUGUUACUUCCUUUUACAGGAAAGGAAAAGGCGUUGUUGGUGUGAUAAGUUAGACAAGGUUCUGCAGAGAAGUAUCGCUGCACUGCAGUUUGCACACUCGCCUUGAUUUUCCGUGCUUAAGCACUCUGUACAGAUAGAAGCCAGAGGAGCCAUUCAAAAUGUGGGACAGGAGAAAACUGCUUCUUGCUGCAAUCAUUUUCGCAGCUCUCAACUACAAAUUGACAAGCACAAAAAUGCUGGACAUGGCCUCAGAUGCUGUAGAUGACCUGUAUGAUGGAUGCCGUAAAGAGGCCAUGGAGACGUUCAUCAAUCUAGGCCUCUUAGAAAAAGAGCUACACGGCAGUGAGGAAUUCAAGAAGGCAUGGGAUGCAAAUACCCAGUGUUCAAAGCCGAUCCCUAAAGGAACAAAAGAACAUACUGCUGCACUUUUGGCAUAUGCUAGCGAUUCACAUUUUGCUAAGACCUUCGAUGAUGCAGUUGAGACAAUGGGCGGAAAUGUUAGCACCUAUGAAAACCACUUCCAUUUCAAGUCCCUUCACUUCCUGCUCAUGGAUUCAAUGUUGCUGCUCAAUCCAAAGAAAGACUGCAAGACUGUUUAUGUUCUCCAAGAAGGAUACACGGCACAAAAGGGCUCAAAGGUGAGAUUUGGAAGGUUUACCAAAGUUCAAACAAACUAUCAAGCGCUUAGGAAAUUCGAAGAUUGGGAUGGGCAAGUCUUACUAAGUAUCACUUCUUGUAUCUUUGUAAACCUCGGAGACAAUAUUUGUGGUGAAGAAAAGGAUAUGGCCCUAUUAUCUCCAGCUGAAGUUUUUACUGUGGAGGCGGUAAAUAACAUACACGACGAGAUAAAUGACGCAGAAUACACUGAGAUUGUUUUGAAACACUCACAACAGGACAGCUCGCACAACUGUUACAGUUUUUCACGGUCCCCGGCUGAUGUCCCCACCUUGGGGCUUGUGUUGCUGCUUGUGGCUUUCUCUCUUUUUUUUCACCCUGCAUUCCUGGAGCGCAGUGCUCUGGUAGGGUAGUAAGGUGAUAUGAGCUCUUUAAGAUAAGAUGGUGCCCGACGAUGAAGAGCUUUGUAGGUGAAAAGGAUUUUAAAUUCUAUUCUGGAUUUUAAAGGAAGCCAAUGCAGAGAAGCUAAAACCGGAGAGAUGUGAUCUCUUUUCCUGGUUCCUGUCAGAACAUGUGCAUGC